Molecule: messenger RNA, 556 nt
Organism: Paralichthys olivaceus (Japanese flounder)
Lineage: Eukaryota; Metazoa; Chordata; Actinopteri; Pleuronectiformes; Paralichthyidae
Source: RefSeq, a predicted model, not a curated record
CUAAUGUAUAGAGUGUGUCAGAACAGACCAUCCCACACUUUACAUAAUAUUUGUUUUUCCAACACGCAGAAUUAUCAGUCCAGGACCCUGAUUGGUGGAGAAUAAUGGUGGGAGGUGUGUCCAGCAGGUAAAGGGCAGGGCUACCUUUCUAUUUAAACCAGGUUCCAGGUGAAGUUCUCUCAUCAACAGGAUCACACAGCAACCAUGAGGUCUCUGGUCUUCGUUCUGCUCAUCGGAGCUGCUUUUGCCACGGAGGACGACAAGAUCGUCGGAGGGUAUGAGUGCAAACCCUACUCCCAGCCCCAUCAGGUGUCUCUGAACUCUGGCUACCACUUCUGUGGAGGCUCCCUGGUCAACGAGAACUGGGUUGUGUCUGCUGCUCAGUCUGCCUCUUCAACGACUGGCUGACAAACACCAUGAGCAGCUAUUAAAUCUGAUCCUGUGAUCGUUCUCCGCUGCCUUUCUUCCAUCGUUCUAACUCCAACAUGAUGUCAACUUUUGAACAAUGUGCAGCCUUUUAGUAUCUUUAUCAAUAAAGUCUGAAACAUCUACUUUC